UAUAGACUCCAGCGUGAGCGAACAUCAAGCAGUUUCUGAGACCACUUCUUCCUGAUGACGAUGACCGGGAUGUUGGCUGCAGCGUUAGUAGUAGUCACAGUUUUGCAAUAUGCGAGAGCUGCUGGCGUGUUCUGCGACUACUUCAUACCAGUGUGUGAGGACAUGGAUCCCGAUGUGUGCAGGGCGCGCGGUGGGGUUUACAUACGAAAGGGCAGUUUCUGUGGUUUCUGCGACAUCUGCCCCAAAUACGUCGGUGUGGGGGAGCGUUGCAAAGCUGGCGACUCUUAUCUGAUACCAACGCCCACGUGCAAAGAACCACUGAUCUGCAACCCAAUCAGCGAAAGAUGUGUUGCGGCACCGGCAGGCGAUGACUAAAGUGACUAAAUGGCAUCUCUCACAUCUACGGUUGUUGUGCCUGACGCAACAAUGCACUCCCAGGUGGUGUCCUCAUUGAAGCGCCAUAUUGCAUUUCACACCGAACCUAAACACAGUCAACACUUAAAAUUAAAUUAUCCAAGAAAAUACCUGAGGCAAAGCAUAAACAUGUUAUUAAUUUGUGUUAGAGAAAUUCAAUGCUUGUUUUUGAUUGACAAGUGACAAGUAAAGUAACUACAAGGCACAUCUCCACUUUAUGAUCAUUGUUUCUGAACAGCGCCUCAGACCUUCGAGUUCUCUUUGAAGCGGCCACAGUCCAUUUUGCACAGAAGGUAAAUAGAAGCAUCAGUUAAAUUACCCAGCAAAACUCCUUGAGCAAACCAUAAACUUGUAACUACUUUCUGUCAUAGAACUUUACUGCUUCUUCUUGUAUGACUGUAUACUGCUAAUUGAAACAGGGCAUUUAUUACGCGCCAAGAAGUGUCAAA
This is a messenger RNA of Schistocerca piceifrons (Central American locust), 863 nucleotides long. RefSeq lists its product as uncharacterized. Lineage: Eukaryota; Metazoa; Arthropoda; Insecta; Orthoptera; Acrididae. Bases 55 to 375 code for a protein of 106 amino acids. The transcript has 3 exons. The record is from RefSeq and is a predicted model, not a curated record.